Messenger RNA from Grammomys surdaster, 5528 nucleotides. It is a transcript of the gene Zdhhc15, whose product is annotated as zinc finger DHHC-type containing 15. Lineage: Eukaryota; Metazoa; Chordata; Mammalia; Rodentia; Muridae. Bases 266 to 1279 code for a protein of 337 amino acids. The transcript is spliced from 12 exons. Gene Ontology annotation, biological process: protein targeting to membrane; synaptic vesicle maturation; peptidyl-L-cysteine S-palmitoylation. Gene Ontology annotation, cellular component: Golgi apparatus; endoplasmic reticulum. Gene Ontology annotation, molecular function: protein-cysteine S-palmitoyltransferase activity. The record is from RefSeq and is a predicted model, not a curated record.
AGUCCCUCUGAGCCCGGCGGCCUGGACUGCCUGGCAGCCACCUUCUGCCCCACCUCAGCCAGUUCCUGAAGCUGUGACUCACGCCAACUGUGCCAGACGGGGCGCGCUGGGCAGCGCAGCCCCACAGGUGGCAGCGGCUCGAGGACGAUUCCCGCCAGGCUAAGCAGUGGAGCGCCGCACAGCGCGCCUUCCCGCCUCCCAGCCGCCGCCCAGGCAGUUCCCGGCCGGCGCCAGCAGGCCUGCUCGGUCGAUCUUCGAGCCGAAGAUGCGGCGGGGCUGGAAGAUGGCUCUGUCUGGGGGGUUGCGGUGCUGCCGCCGAGUACUGUCCUGGGUGCCAGUGCUCGUUAUUGUCCUCGUCGUUCUCUGGUCCUACUAUGCCUACGUCUUUGAACUCUGCCUGGUGACUGUUUUGAGCCCAGCAGAAAAAGUUAUCUACCUCAUACUCUAUCACGCCAUUUUUGUGUUCUUUGCAUGGACCUACUGGAAGUCUAUCUUUACACUCCCACAGCAGCCAAACCAGAAGUUCCACUUGUCCUAUACAGACAAGGAGCGCUAUAAAAACGAAGAGAGACCUGAGGUCCAGAAGCAGAUGCUUGUGGAUAUGGCCAAGAAGCUACCAGUGUACACCAGAACCGGGAGUGGAGCUGUACGGUUCUGUGACCGGUGUCAUCUAAUCAAGCCAGACCGCUGCCAUCACUGUUCUGUCUGUGCCAUGUGUGUUUUAAAAAUGGACCAUCACUGCCCAUGGGUUAAUAACUGCAUUGGAUUUUCCAACUACAAAUUCUUCCUUCAGUUCUUAGCUUAUUCCGUUCUCUACUGCCUGUACAUUGCUACAACAGUCUUCAGCUACUUCAUCAAAUACUGGAGAGGAGAAUUGCCCAGUGUUCGCUCUAAGUUCCAUGUCCUCUUUCUCCUCUUUGUGGCCUGCAUGUUUUUUGUCAGCCUUGUGAUUCUCUUUGGUUACCAUUGUUGGCUUGUCAGCAGAAACAAAACUACCUUAGAGGCCUUCUGCACACCAGUAUUUACAAGUGGACCAGAGAAAAAUGGGUUCAAUCUUGGCUUCAUCAAGAAUAUUCAGCAGGUGUUUGGCGAUAAUAAGAAGUUCUGGUUAAUACCUAUUGGGUCUAGCCCUGGUGAUGGACAUUCCUUCCCUCUGAGGUCUAUGAAUGAGUUGCAGAACCCGCUGCUAGCAAAUGAGGAACCCUGGGAAGACAAUGAGGAUGACAGUAGAGAUUAUCCAGAAGGCUCGUCAUCACUUGCUGUGGAGUCAGAAACGUAGCAGUUUUCACAUUUUCUGUGUCGCCAACAGGAACCGCCAUCUCCCAUGAGGCUUACAGACUUCAAUAUUGAGAACCACUCUAAUCCUCAAGCUAAGUCACCGCUUUGGAUUGAUAGCUUCACAGUUUGGGUGUUCCAUCACACACUUGUUGUGCAAAUCUUUCAGGACUUUGCAAAUUUACUUUGCUGAAUGAACUCAGUUUGGAAACAAUUGCUUCAAGCCGGUUUUUCUUUUUUAUCCUCCUCCAAUCCAUGAAAGCCUAAGUGUAAAAUAUAUAUCUUUAUAUUUGUCUAGUCUGGGAAGCAGGAAUUCAGAAGAUUGCCUUGGAGUCUAAUUCCCCUCACAAAAGGCUAUUAAUCAUGUCUCACUGCAGGGUCUUUCUGCUAUUGAGGGGAGUCAGCAUGUAUUUGCGGCUUAUGUUCAUGGGCAUAUAUAAACACAUGUGUGUGCAAUAUAUCGAUAUAGAAUUCUGCCAAAUAUCAAGGUUUAAAAAACUGAGGCUUGUAUUUGAUCAUGCUUGUCACCUAAACAGCAGUUUAAAUAUUUGAUAAGCUCUGAACAAACCCUAUAUCAUGUAUCUGAAGUUUAAGAUCAAAUAGACUGUGACCAAGGUCCUGUUGAGAAUUUAACAAGGCAAAAACCUGUCCUGUCACAGAAGUUUCUGAAAGCACCACAACUAAUACAGAGGAACGGAUCAGACUUCCACUUUAGUAAGUAACAGUUAAUAUUUUAAGACAAGGCAUGAUAGUGCAUGCCUAUCUUCCCAGCUCCUAGGAGGCAGAGAGGACGGAGAUCACUGCAAGGCCAGCCUGGUUGGUCUCCAUGUGAGUUCCAGCCCAGCUUGUGUUACAUAAGGAAACCUUGUCUUAAAAAAAAAAAAAACAAUGAACAAAAAGGAAUUACUUUCUUAAAAACUUUUAAUGCUAGGCUGUGGUCAAAGUCUCCAUUUUAUUCAGUUCUCUGGUAUAUAGCUUUGUUUUAGCCUUUGUAAAUUACUUUUAUAAUGGUAGAAAGAUUCUAAGCCUAAGCAUAUGAACCAUCCAUUUUGUAAAACGGAUUUAAGGAUGCUUUUCAGGUAUAAUUAAACUUCUGUUGAAGAAGAUAAAGUUUCAGAUAUGACACUAGCCUGAGGAUUAGCUAAAGGUCUGUGUUUUCACAGCAGGAGUUAAUGUACAGAGUUAACUGAACAGUGAUAUUCCAGUCCUCCUUUUUAAAGCUUCAGUGGCAGCUCAGCCAUUAAGAGAGUUUACAUCCAUUUCCCCACUUAUUUAUAACCAGCCUUCCUUUCAGUCCUAGUGCCUGGAUCAAUGAGAUGGACACUAAUGCUGCUUCUUUAUAAUAAUAGUACCUAAGAGUAUUGAUGGGUUUCAUUUUUCACCCAGCACUCUAAUGCACAGCUGCUGACAAUAAAAGCCCCAACUCUUAACAGAGAUCAGUGGGAGUUACAGGCAUCUCAGUUAUCAAGGAAUUGAACUCCUUAAGAGAUAGUUGGGUUUACUAAAUUAUUCUCUCUAAAAUGUCUCUGAGUGAAAAAGAGUUGCCUGGCACAAACAAAUCUGUGUUGGGGUUCCAGUGCAACUAAGAAGGAAAACAAUCCAGCUAUUGAAAGCAACAACCAAAUGGGUCCAUUUGGUCCCCCUGGGUCAUUUUAAUGAAGGUGAGGUAUUUAGCAUCAAAUAAAAAGAUUGUAGUCUGCAUUUCAUUUGAGAGAAUACAAGAAAUAAAUAAAUCUAUUAGGGCCAGGGCCUAGAGACUGCUUCUAAAACUCACAAAUUGAGGAGUAACACAGACUGUGCAUGCUGGAUUUCAUAAUAAAAGUUUAUACUUUCGCAUAGGAAAAACUCUGCCUUUCCAUUGCUCCUUCUGAAGCAUUUCUCAUGUCUAGCUUUUCUUUGGAAGCAUAUUUAGCCAUCCAUGUGGCUUUAUGGUCCACAAGCCUUGCCUUCUAGUCCUAUAAAAAUGUACCUUUCUAUAAAGGGGUGCAAGCAGCACUUCACAAGAAAUCAGCAUCAAAGCAACCUUCCCUGACCCUAUGUAUCAUCUUCUGCUAAGGCACAGGCUGCUGCCUGUGCUGUCAAGUCCGGAAAGCAUAGGAACUUCUCUGUGGAGUGUAUUAGCAUUCGGCCCUCAUAGACAUCAUGUCACAAAAGACAAUGUUAGUAAACUACAGGGAAGCACUGGAAAGGUAAAGCUCAGGUUAAUGCAAGCUGAUUGUUCAGUGUCUUAAGACUUAUGCUGUCUCAAAAAGGCCAAAUAAACCAGGGUUUUCUCUGGGUGCUUGGAGAAAGAAGAAACCCUAUUCUUCUUUAAGUAUGUUGAUCUUAUUAGUUUAUAGAUGAUGAUAAUAUCCCUAUACAUAAAUUCUCUGUGUGUCGAUUACUAUGUAUAUAGGCAUCUAAGUGGUUAGUUAUUGAUCAAGAAGACAGGUUUGUUUCAUAAUUAGCACACCCUGACCUCACUCAUUUGCUUUCUUUUCCUUGGAACUCUGCCCAGUAACCUCUGUGGGAUCUCAUCCCCCAAUCUUUGGUGCUCUGCUUCCACAGUUGGAAAGUGGAGCUACUUGUUAAUAUCCCACGGCUAAAAGGUGCUAUGUAACUCCCUAGUGCUCUUAUGUAGUUUUAUUUGCAGGACUAGGAUGAAAAUUUUAAACAUUACAGUAUUUCUAAGCAAACACAUCUGCUCCAUUCUUUUCCUCCAUGAUCCUAGUACAGAAUAUUUUCUUGCAGAGCCUAGAAUACUUUGUUAAUCUUCUUCUAUUUGUUGCAACAAUGUCCUUGGGAAAAGAUAAAAUGGAAAUUAUUUUUCCAAAAAAUAAACAUAAAGGAGAUAAAGUGCCAUCCAAAAGCACAUAACUAUUAUUAGAGAGACUUUACUUUCUAGUGCCAGAAUAACCAUGGAGCAAAGAGAACAGAAUCACAUUCCAAGAGUCCCUCUUUCUCCAACAUCUUGAAGUUUGCAAUUUAGACAGCAAUUUAUUUUCUAAUGCAAUAUGUGCCUCUUCCCCUCACUGAACCUAUAAAACAUAAGUAUUUGCACUAGAUAGCAUCAGCCAUUGCCAUAAUCUCCUGUGGCACCUAGACGCCCAAUCUCAGGGUUUGUUUUUCCAGGGAAAACAAUGUGCUUCCUCGUGUUCGUGCCAAAUUGCACAAAGUAUAGGCAUGUAUGUUAAUGGAUAUUUAAGCACAGUUCUAGAAGGUAUGUUUUAAGAAUACUGUGUAGUAUGCAUUAUUGCAAUAUACACCUGAGAUUUAACAAGGCCCCAACUGACAGGAAUGUAAUAAUCAUUCAUAGUCUAGCUCUUUCAACUCUCAUCCCAGAUAUCAACAUGUGUGCACAUGGACAUGAAUGUACACCCUUCUUUUAAGGCAGAUUGCUAGGUCAUUAGAACAAAUGUUUCACAGGGAUGAUUCUGUUCUCUCCUUUUUAAUGAAGUCCAAAUCACAGGAAAUGAAGAACAUUUCAUUUAUCUGUUCUAAAAUAUCUGCUGUCAGAGUGUCUAAGAGACCCAGUUGGGCUGAAAGACAUGUUCUGUGCGGAGGCACAGAGGACAUCUAACAAGAUCAUUAGACCCUAAUGCAAGUUCCAUGUUCACAGAAAAUUCAUGCACUCUGUGCAAACAGGACGAAAUGGUUGACAGUGUGUGCUACAUUUGCAUUUCUUUAACCACACCUAUAAAAUACCCUAUUAUACUGUAGUCUUUGCAUGUGAGCAUUAUGUAAUAUAAUAAGGAAUGGGUGGCUUUUAACUAGCAUGCAACCCUUAACUUGUUUACUACUCCAAAAGGGCUAAGGCUUGUCCUGCACAGUAUUCAAAAUCAUUAAAUGUGUUCUUUGGAGAAGCCUGGUUAACAUCCAUCAGCAGAAUGAGUUAAAACACACAAUGAAUUCAAUCUAUCAGGAUGUUCAUUUUUGGUAGGGAAUGGUUAAAAGAAAAGAACAAUAAGAUGCAUUCAAAGAAUAAUUGCUUUCAGACUGCUGUCUAAAUCAGCAAAGGAACACAGCGGGAAAGAGAGGUCUGGGUCUUAGUAAUAUAUGGAAUAUAUUGGAGAACCAGAAAAGGAAAGACACUGGGGGACUUCAACAGUUAAGCUCAAGUUGCCAAUUUGCUAUAAAUCCCUUUUGCCAUCAGUCUGCUUACAAUGAUACAUAUAUAUAGUGUUCUUAAAACGAUAUGUCUUGCUGCAGAAAUACUGGAAAAAGACUGGUCAGCUUUAUCUUCCUAUCUCCUUUAUUAAAACUAUAUACAUAAA